Messenger RNA from Oncorhynchus gorbuscha (pink salmon), 2495 nucleotides. It is a transcript of the gene adck2, whose product is annotated as aarF domain containing kinase 2. Gene Ontology annotation, cellular component: mitochondrion. Bases 453 to 2291 code for a protein of 612 amino acids. The transcript is spliced from 8 exons. NCBI's taxonomy places the organism in Eukaryota, Metazoa, Chordata, Actinopteri, Salmoniformes, Salmonidae. The record is from RefSeq and is a predicted model, not a curated record.
UAGACACCCGGAAGUUACCCGUUGUUUUGCAAUUAUGUUUUCAAUGAAAAUCUAUGCUAGUUGAGGUUGAUAUCUUCUAUUGAAUGAUUUGAUAAUAUAUUAGCUAGGGUUGAGCCUGCUGCAUGUUGACUGAAGAAAGGACAUGACGGUUUGAUUGGUCACGUACUCAUUUUGAGUGGGACAUGUUUUCAAAGAGGACAUAGGUGGGCUAUGUCUGUCCUCAGCUAUGACGCAUCUGUGGAAUUGUGAGCAAGCAGUUCGAAAGGGCAAUGAUUGGAAGCCAAUUAUCAAUAUCUCUCAGCAAUUGAAGCUGUAAUGUGGAUAACUUCCAAACAGUAAUAGCUAUGUUUAGUCACUAUUGUGAAAACUUGGGGACAAUGUUUUAUCUAUAAUUUUAGAUUUUUUCAAAUCUACUUUUUAAAUUAUGUGUUAGCGAUAUUAUCAUCAUAGUUAUGGCUGCAUUGAGUGCCAGAAGCUUCCUCUUAAACCUAAGGUACACCGUCCAUAGAGUUGGAAGUUCUGUAAGAGUCCGACUCAUACCUAGCACUAGAACAUGUCUUGUCAAAAGAGGCCAGAUUUUAACCCAGAUGCCAAAAGUCACCCUGCUGUGCUGGGGAGCAGUGAAUGCCACAUCCUGUAUGGCAAGAUGCCAAGAGGCCUCCCUGGCACCCCAGACUACAGACAGGAAGUCUGUAGCCAAAGUCCAGGUGCACAAGCUGGUGUUCUUCUUGCGCCUCAGCCUGCGCGCCCUGGUGUUACUCCUGAAGUUCGGCCCGCUCCUGUUGCUCUAUCCUCUGACUGUCAUCUCCUCUUACUGGGCCUCUCGCUGGCUGGAUGCCCUGCUGUGGGUCACUGAGACCUCUGGUCCUACCUUCAUUAAGUUGGGCCAGUGGGCCAGCACACGUAGGGACAUCUUCUCCCAGGAUUUCUGCGAAUGUUUUUCCAGGCUGCACGUGCGUGUGCGUCCCCACUGCUGGGCCCACACCAAGCAGUGUCUGCGCCGAGCAUUCGGGGAGGGCUGGAGGAGGCUGUUUGUGUUUGAGGGCAGGGAGCCUGUGGGGUCAGGAUGCGUGGCUCAGGUGUACCGGGGAUGGGCCAGGGUGGACAGCGUGGAGGACACAGCCUUCCAGGCCCUGGUGGAGGAGAUGGAGAGAGAGGAUAUGCUGGAGGCCUGGGAGAUCCUGGGACUAAAGGGUGUCCUGGGGACUUUUAGGGGGCUGUGGAAGGGGAAAGAGGAUGAGGAGGACGAGGGCCAUCAUGAAACCGGGGAGAGGAGCUACACAGACGCCCCUAAUGGGGACGGUACAGAGAAAGAGCAUCUGAUUCCUGUAGCUAUUAAGGUGCUUCAUCCAGGGAUCAGGAGACAGGUAGAGAUUGACAUGCUACUGAUGAGGGCAGGCAGCUGGCUCAUCAACUGUCUGCCUGGAUUCAAAUGGCUCAGCCUGCCUGAGAUAGUGGAGGAGUUUGAGGUGCUCAUGACCAAACAGAUUGACCUGCGGUUUGAAGCCAAUAACAUCGAAAAAUUCCGGGAGAAUUUCAAGGAUGUUGAUUUUGUCAAGUUCCCAACUCCUCUUCGACCAUUUGUCACCAGGUCAAUUUUAGUGGAAACCUUUGAGGAGAGUGAGCCCAUCUCCAACUACCUGAGACCGGAGGUCCCUCUAAAGGUGAAACAGAGAAUUGCCAGGAUGGGAGUGGAGACACUUCUCAAGAUGGUGUUUGUGGAUAACUUUGUGCAUGCGGACCUGCACCCGGGUAACAUCCUGGUCCAAUGUAGUGGGGGUGGAGGGAACAACGACCCCCAGGAAAGGGUCACCCUGACGGACCUGUGCGACACAGUGGUGGUGAGCAUGAGGCCGGCCCCGGCCCCUCUGCAGCUGGUGCUUCUGGACGCUGGCAUCGUGGCACAGCUCAACGACAGAGACCGUAGGAACUUCAGAGCCGUGUUCACCGCCGUGGUGCUACGACAGGGGGAACAGGUGGCAGAGCUGAUCCUGAACCAUGCCAGGACCAAUGAGUGCCAGGACGUGCCACGGUUCAAGAAGGAGAUGGCAGAGCUGGUGGACCAUGCCCUCAGCAACACUCUCUCACUGGGGAAGGUCCAAGUAACUGAUUUGCUAUCCAGAGUCUUUGGAUUGCUCAUCACCCACAAGGUGAAGUUGGAGAGUAACUUUGCGUCCAUUGUGUUUGCCAUCAUGGUGCUGGAGGGGCUGGGGAGGUCUCUGGACCCGAACCUGGACAUACUGGAGCUGGCCAAGCCUCUGCUGCUCAAGAACGCUGCCUCCCUCCUCUGACCCCUCUCACCCGCAUACCACCACAUCUGAGCGCCACAGAAAUGGGCAGUGUUUGAGAGCAUCACCGACUGAGCAGGCUGACAUACAGUGGGGCAAAAAAAAGUAUUUAGUCAGCCACCAAUUGUGCAAGUUCUCCCACUUAAAAAGAUGAGAGGCCUGUAAUUUUCAUCAUAGGUACACUUCAACUAUGACAGACAAAAUGAA